Molecule: messenger RNA, 1379 nt
Organism: Malus domestica (apple)
Lineage: Eukaryota; Viridiplantae; Streptophyta; Magnoliopsida; Rosales; Rosaceae
Product: probable rRNA-processing protein EBP2 homolog
Biological process (GO): ribosomal large subunit biogenesis; rRNA processing
Cellular component (GO): preribosome, large subunit precursor; nucleolus; nuclear periphery
Source: RefSeq, a predicted model, not a curated record
AAAUUCCAACCCUUAAAGCAAUCUGAUUUGAGCCCUAUACUUUCAUCAUCCUCUUUCGAUUUAGCUGUAAUAUUAUCUGGGUUUUGAGUUCGGAGUUCUGAUUUUUCCCAUUUUCUGUUUGGUUGCCGAGAAAAUUUGUGUUUACUAAAUGGGUGUGUCCAAUAAAGAGUCCCGGUUGUUGAACGAGGAUUUGAUGGAAGAGGAUGAUUUCGAAGAUGUUGGGUCUGGGUCAGAAUCGGAGGCAGAAUCCGAAGAGGAGGGUGAUGUGAAAUUGGAGGACCCGUCGAAGAAGGCCAUAUACAACAGAGAUGGUAUAAUGGAUAAACUUGGUGAUAUAAGCUGGCCGGAGAAUGCGGGAUGGGUGCACAAACUCUCUGUUGACAUUGAUCAAGAGCAAAAGGUGGACGUGAAUGAUGACUUGACUCGAGAGCUUGCCUUUUACACACAGGCUUUAGAGGGAACGAGGAAGGCCUUUGAGAAGCUUCAGUCAAUGGGGCUUCCUUUUCUGAGGCCCGAGGACUACUAUGCAGAGAUGGUGAAGUCAGAUUCCCAUAUGGAGAGAGUGAAGAGCCGGCUUUUGGUAGAGAAGAAGAAGAUAGAGGAAGCGGAUGAGAGAAGGAAAGCGAGGGAGUCCAAGAAACUAUCUAAAGAGAUUCAGGCUCAGAAGUUGAAAGAGAGAGCUAAGCAGAAAAAGGAGGACAUAGAAUCUGUGAAGAAGUGGAGGAAGCAGAGGCAGCAGAGUGGGUUUGCCGGGGGUGACAAAGGCAGCGAGUUGGAUUUGGCCUUCGAGGAUGCGAAACCAUUCGAGAGGUCAAAUAAGAAGAGGCCAUUUGUGGCUCCAGGAGAUCGGUCUGGAGGGAAGGCAAGACAAGGUGGGAAGCCGACGGGAAAAAAACCAAAGAAGAGGGAAAUUAAGGAUUCCAAGUUUGGAUACGGAGGGAGGAAAGGUUCCAAGAAGCAAAAUAUGGCGGAAACGACUAAUGAUUUGAGGGGAUUCAACAAAGAUAGUCUCACAUCAGGAAAUAAGAAAAGGAAGAGUAUUCAUGCGGUCCUAAAUGGUCUGUACUUCGUAUUCUAUUAGCCAGAUUCAGACCUGCAGGUCUGGUGAUUCCUGCUCUUUGGUCCCCUCGGUAAUUUUUAGUUCUCAUGUUAAAAACGGAGGCAAUCUCGACAUUAUUCUUGGUGCCCUGGGCUUUGUGGCUGCCGGGGUUGUGGGAGGGAGCUUCGGCUGACGGAGACGGACGGGAGAAUGGAAAAUUAUCUUGUUGGUGAUAUGAAGUACAUAAUUUUAUGAAGGGGGACAGUUGGAGCGUGGGUUAAGUAAGAAAAUCUGGUUUUACUGCAACAUUUUACAAUGCUACUCUAUGUCUUUUACUUAA